Galendromus occidentalis (western predatory mite) is the source of this 2412-nucleotide messenger RNA. RefSeq names its product tetratricopeptide repeat protein 27. The transcript is spliced from 2 exons. The record is from RefSeq and is a predicted model, not a curated record. Bases 1 to 2400 code for a protein of 799 amino acids. Lineage: Eukaryota; Metazoa; Arthropoda; Arachnida; Mesostigmata; Phytoseiidae. Gene Ontology annotation, molecular function: protein binding.
AUGACGGUCUCUUGUGAAGAAUUGAUGCUACUGCUCCUCCAUGACGAUUCCCGCGCAUCGGACAACCCCGACUUCAACACUAUUGUAUCUUUGCUGAAAGCAGGGAAUUUCCGCGAGCUUUUCGAACAUCCGUGGUUCCGUAAGUUCGGAGCGAUUUCGUUUAAGUCUACCGAAUCCGUAUCCGAGUUUCUGGACAAUGACGUUUGUGGGGGCGAUGGAUCCGACGGACUCGAAUUGCUCACGGCCGGUGUUGUUUUCUUGAGCUACUUCUUCCGAAGAAAUUUCAUAGGACCCCCCGAUGAUGGAAGUACAGACUCGGUGGCAAUCGGUGACCAAGGGAAAGACUCAAGGCUCCUGGAUAUCGAUGGAGAGCAAGCCUAUCAUCUAGUGACGGUCCCAUGGGCCCUGUUUGCCGCGAGGAAAAUAUUGAUCGAGAAGGCCGAAGAGCUGAAAUCCUUUAGAACAUUAAAAGUGUGGCAGCAACGUUACGCCAUGACACAUCAACAACUUAUCUCGGAACGUGUUCAGUCGCUCCAGAGAAUCGUUGCUGAGUGUACCGCCGGCCUCGACGACGAUUCGCUCAUCGAGCACACGGAGCUGUGGUGUCAGUUUCAUCUCGAAUCGGCCGUAGCGAAUGUCGAGUUCUUCAACGAAGCUCGAGCGGCCGACAUUCUCAGGAAUGUUUCAAAGCGCCUCGGCUUCAAUGUCAAGCUCGAUGGAGCCCUCGGGACUAGAACUCGCUUCCAACAGAAAUCCGUCGCUCAACUGACGCUCACAGUCGAACGAGCCCCAGGCGAAGUUUGCAUUGAGCACGAAGAUGUGCAGAAUAAAGAUCAACUGCCAAAAGACGUGACCCUCCAGGAUGAGACUGUUCUACACCAAAUCAAAUUUGACCAGGAACAGGAGAAUAGCCGAUUGAAUUGCAUCGAGCAAACCAUCGUAUUGGGGAUCUCGAUGCUCCGGAAAUGCCUCAGCGGGGCAGAAGAGCUCAGAGAAGAAGAAGUCGUCGCUCAUUACUCCCGUUUGGUCACCGAUCCUCAGAUAUGGGGGAUUCAGUUCAGCGCGCUUUACCAGAGGUCGAGGAUAGAAAUUCAAAAAUCGCGGAAGGUUGAGAGGGCUCUCUCUCAGUUCCAGCUCCUUCUCGAUUGCGUCCGCAGCGACAAGAUGCCGUUUUCUGAACGCAGCCGAAUGGCGUUCGCGUGCCGCAUACCGCCGAUCUGGAAGCUGGAGCGAGACCUAGCUCAAGGUCUCCUCUCGCUGGGAUUGACCAAAUCCGCCCUGGAAUUGUUCCUCCGUUUACAAAUGUGGGAAGAGGUCGUCGGUUGCUAUCAAUCGACAAUGCGAAGCGAUCGAGCGGAAGCCCUCAUCCGGCAGCUGCUCAACGAGCAAGAGACUCCUCUGUUGCAUUGUCUCCUUGGAGAGAUCACAGGGGACACAGACGAGCUCGAACGCGCGUGGAGUCUUUCCGGAGGGUCCUAUGCCCGUGCGAAACGGUCUCUCGGUGGCUAUCAUUACCAGAAACAAGAAUAUCAGACGGCGAUAGAUCACUUCAGACAAGCACUCGAACUCAAUCGCUUGCAAUGCACGACAUGGCAUAGAAUCGCGUUCUGUUAUAUGAAAACUGAGCGCUAUGCCGAGUGUGUCUCCGCUUACAAGGAAGCGGUGAACCUGAAUCCAGAUAAUUUCGAGGCGUGGAACAACAUGGCCAAAGCAUACAUCAGCCUCAACGAAAGGGAGAAAGCCUGGCGGGUCUUGCAGGAAGCUUUGAAAUGCAACUACGAUGACUGGCGGAUUUGGGAAAAUUACGUUCUGGUGUCAAUGGACGUCAAAGCGUUCAACGAGGUCAUCAAGGGCUGGCACCGCCUGCUGGACCUUAAGCACAACUUCGCCGACGGGAGGCUUGCAAAUCUUCUGGUGAAGGUGAUCGCUGACAAUAUCAAAGAUGUUGACGGCAAUCAGACCGCGUCCUACCUGCGGAAGAAGUUAUACGAGCUUUUUGGAAGAAUUACCGCGACCCUGUCGGCCAGCGAUGAAAUUUGGAGCGCGUACGGCGAUCUCCAUUUCCACAGUGAGCCCGCUGAGGGAACGUCAUGGUCGGAACACGUUCAAAAAAUCGUUCAGUGCUAUCAGAAGGCUAUCCGAUUCACUAUGCAGUCUAAGUCCUGGGAGAAAAACUCGGAGAACGCUUCGAACAUCCUCCUGCUGCUAGAGAGAAGUUGGAGUGUAGUCGAUCACUUUUCAGAAAAAAUCUCCCCCGAGCAAAAGGAGAGGAUCAGGGCUUCUCUAGAAAUGACUUCCAAAAAUGCGGUCUCAUUGAUUUCACGAUCACUCGAAUACCACAAUGAGGCGGUCAGAGAGAAAUUCGAGAAGAGCAUGGAAAAUAUUAAAACGCACCACUAGCUGAAGAAUUUU